GUUCCUAACCUAAUUUAUUUCAUAAUUUAUAAAAGUUUACGUUUUGUGUUUCACCACGAUGAAACCGCGCCCCUGUGGUUGUAAAGGAUGCAGAACGUGUCUCAUAUGCGAGACACAGUACGGUGCAAGUGCCCUGAAACCGGCAAUAAACUUAGAUAAAGAAAAGGGUUAUGUUUACUGCCCUUUGUGCAACAAAGCCUGGCCUGGAUGGGAUAUCAACCUCUAUAAAGACCAUCCUAACCAUCAAGGCACACCCAUAGAAUACUCAGGUGUUUAUAUUCAAUUGGACUUUAUAUCAAAAGACGAGGAAAAUGAGUUAAUGAAAAACAUCGAUGAAGUACCCUGGGAUAUAUCACAGAGUGGCCGCAGGAAACAAAAUUUCGGACCCAAAACAAACUUUAAGAAAAAGAAAAUUGUUCCAGGCAAGUUCGAUGGUUUCCCGGCAUUUUCUAAAUAUUUGCAGGAUAGAUUUCUUUCGGUACCUCUUUUAGAAGGGUAUGAAGUUAUCGAACAAUGUUCCUUGGAGUAUGAUCCGGACAAAGGCGCGUCGAUUGAUCCUCAUAUUGAUGAUUGUUGGAUAUGGGGAGAGAGAAUAGUGACGGUCAACUGUUUAUCAGACUCUGUCCUUACUAUGACUCCGUACAAAGGUGAUAGUAAAAAAUUUAACCUAUACUGUGCUGAGGAGUAUCCACCAGUUGUUAUGAGUGAUGGCAGUAUUAACAGUGACUUGGUUACAAACGGCUGUAGCAUGUUAGAUGUGUGUAAGCCGGCUAAGGACAUGGAUGUGAUUGUUAGGCUGCCAAUGCCCAGGCGCUCACUUAUGGUGCUGUACGGAGAACCGAGGUAUCACUGGGAACACUGUGUUCUACGAGAAGAUAUCAUGGCAAGAAGAGUCUGUAUAGCAUACAGAGAGUUUACACCACCUUAUAUGAAUAAUGGUGCUCAUGAGGACAUAGGAUUGGAGAUAAGGAAUAGAGGUAAACAAUUCUGGAAUCACUAUGAAAGGUAUAAGGAAGUAGAGAUUAGUCCAUAGAAUAAUUUGCCAACUCAUCUAUAAGGCAUUGCAUAAAGAAUUUACUCGGGAAUGCAAAAAGCGCUGAGGUUAGCCAAUAAUGUUAAUGCUAUGUUUACAUUCUCUAGUUAAAUUAAACAAUUUUGAUGUCAGUGACGAACCACUUGAAUUGGUACAUUUUAUAAAGCCUGUUUUGAGUGUAUGCAGACAUGGAAAUUUUAAAUUUAGAAUAUUUUGAUAUUAUAAUGGCUAUGGAAGCGUGCAACACUAACUUUGCUAUAUAUGCUAGGUGUUUGUACAAAUAGUGUUGUUAGGACCCUAUUACUGUUUCUUAAAUCUCGUGAAACAACUGCCCACGGUUCGUUUGAUUCGAAAUUUUGGUACAUUCCGUGAACUUAAGUUGUGUAUUUGUGAUAUCAAAACCAAUAUCUAGUAAUAUUGCUUAAAUUUCACUACAAUUAAACACCAGAAAACUAUUGAAGAAAAUGCUAACCUUUUACAUGUGACAUUGUAAAAUUCAAUAGUUCGAAAGGCUAA
Aricia agestis (brown argus) is the source of this 1549-nucleotide messenger RNA. RefSeq names its product alpha-ketoglutarate-dependent dioxygenase alkB homolog 4. The record is from RefSeq and is a predicted model, not a curated record. Bases 59 to 1033 code for a protein of 324 amino acids. The transcript has 2 exons. Gene Ontology annotation, biological process: oxidative demethylation. Gene Ontology annotation, molecular function: demethylase activity; oxidoreductase activity. NCBI's taxonomy places the organism in Eukaryota, Metazoa, Arthropoda, Insecta, Lepidoptera, Lycaenidae.